Phytomonas sp. Hart1 is the source of this 1386-nucleotide messenger RNA. NCBI's taxonomy places the organism in Eukaryota, Euglenozoa, Kinetoplastea, Trypanosomatida, Trypanosomatidae. The record is from the annotation of a GenBank genome assembly.
AUGUCCACAAGGCUAGGGCUCUGGGGGUCCUUAUUACUGCUGAUUCUCGUUCUGGUGGUCAGCGAGACCUCCGCGCUGAGUGCGAAUGAGAAGUUCCACGCCAUGUUUCAGGACUUUAAGGCCUACCACAGUAAGGUCUACGAAAGCCUCGAGGAGGAGGCUUACCGGCUGUCCAUCUUCAUUUCGAACAUCAAACGCGCACGCCGGCUGGGGUUGAUCGACUCCCACGCCCAUUUCUCCGUCGAGGGGAAUCGCUUUGCCGACCUCUCGCACGAUGAGUUCGUCGCACGGUAUCUGGGAACGAGGCCCCCCCCGCGCCUAAACACAGGCAAGAACCCCAUCGAGACCCAACAGAGCCACGGUUUUGGGAGAGAGAAUUGGAAUGGGAUGAAGAAGGAGAAUUUGAAGGACUCCUUGCCGAGUUCCUUUGACUGGCGCGAUCACGGGGCGGUGACCGAAGUGAAAGACCAAAAGCAGUGCGGCUCCUGUUGGGCCUUCUCGACGACCGGGACAAUCGAGGGUGUCUGGGCGGCCACAGGGCACCCCCUCACCUCCCUGUCGGAGCAGGAGCUGGUGAGCUGCGAUGACACCGACCAGGGCUGCAAUGGGGGGAUGAUGGGAAACGCGAUCGAGUGGCUGCUGAACGCGCGCGGGGGAAGAGUGCUGACUGAGAGUAGCUACCCCUACACCUCCGGAGACGGGCUCACCGAGGAAUGCCAGCUGGAGGGUGGGAAGGUCGGCGCGGUUGUCGCGAAACUCGUCGAGAUCGAAUCCAACGAGGACGCGAUCGCUGCCCAGCUGAUAAAAUCCGGCCCCAUCGCGGUCGCCGUGGAUGCCUCAAACUGGCAGCUCUACGCCGGCGGCGUCCUCAGCUCGUGUGAGUUGAGCGCGCUCAACCACGGGGUUCUGAUUGUCGGCUUUAACGACACCGCAAAGCCUCCGUAUUGGAUUAUUAAAAACUCCUGGAGUAACUCCUGGGGUGAGAAAGGCUAUAUUCGCAUCGAAAAAGGCAGCAAUCAGUGCGGUGUGCAGGAGUACGCCGUUACCGUUGAGGUGAAGGAUGGAAGCGACAGCGACAGCAAAAACCCACCACCACCCCCACCAAAACCAGUGAAGAGUGAACUCGUGGUUAAGUCAUGCUUUGACAAUCGCUGCUCGUUGUUCUGCUCCAAAGAGUCCUUUCCCUUAGAAAACUGCGUUGAUCUCAAAUCCGGCGGCUCCGCCAUCUUCAACUGCAGUGAAUCGACCGUCGAGCAGACCAUCUUCUUCCAGAAAAAGUGCGUUGGUGCCUCGAAGAGCAUCAAGGAACCUUUGAAUAUGUGUAUGGGAGGAAUAUUGGGCUAUUAUGAAAAUAUUUGCACGUUUCCCCAUGCUAUCGCCAAGUAA